Messenger RNA from Tremella mesenterica DSM 1558, 988 nucleotides. RefSeq lists its product as uncharacterized. Gene Ontology annotation, cellular component: mitochondrial membrane. The transcript is spliced from 8 exons. The record is from RefSeq and is a predicted model, not a curated record. Gene Ontology annotation, biological process: respiratory electron transport chain; tricarboxylic acid cycle; aerobic respiration. Gene Ontology annotation, molecular function: electron transfer activity; 2 iron, 2 sulfur cluster binding. Lineage: Eukaryota; Fungi; Basidiomycota; Tremellomycetes; Tremellales; Tremellaceae. Bases 55 to 903 code for a protein of 282 amino acids.
GACCAUUCAAACACUCGUACUUUGCACCCCACAUAGACCUGUUUCAUACACGCCAUGAUCCGAUCCACAGCUCUCCGUUCCCUUCCUUCUUGUUCGGCUGCACGACCAGUGGCGAGUGUUGCUCCUCUCGCCGUGAGAUCUUUCAAUGCUAGUCAGAGCAGAGGUUUCGCCCAACCUGCAGAGAGACCUGCUCAGCUGAAGGAGUUCAAGAUAUAUCGUUGGAAUCCAGACACACCAGCCGAGAAACCUACCUUGCAGAGUUACAAAGUCGAUCUAUCACAAUGUGGUCCGAUGAUGCUAGAUGCUUUGAUAAAAAUAAAAAAUGAGGUCGAUCCAACCCUCACCUUCCGACGUUCAUGCCGAGAAGGUAUAUGUGGAUCAUGCGCUAUGAACAUUGACGGUGUCAACACUCUUGCUUGUUUGUGUAGGAUUGACAAGGAUACGAGUAAGACAUCGAAAGUGUACCCAUUGCCUCAUAUGUACGUCGUAAAAGAUCUCGUCCCAGAUCUCACACUUUUCUACAAACAAUACAAAUCCAUCGAGCCCUUCUUAAAGAAUGACAACCCCCCCGCACAAGGGGAAUUCCUUCAAUCACCUGAAGAAAGGAAGAAAUUAGAUGGGAUGUACGAGUGUAUCUUAUGUGCCUGUUGCUCAACUUCGUGUCCUUCGUACUGGUGGAACCAGGACCAGUAUUUAGGACCGGCAGUGUUGAUGCAGGCAUACAGGUGGAUGGCGGAUUCCAGAGACUCAUACGGCGCAGACAGAAAAGAGAAGAUGCAAAACUCCAUGUCUUUGUACCGCUGCCAUACCAUCUUCAACUGCGCUCGAACAUGCCCUAAGGGACUCAACCCAGCGAUGGCGAUUGCCAAAAUGAAGCUCGAGAUGGCUACUGAGUCGGCUUAAUGCGUUUAUGAGGGCUCUGACGUGUCGGAUGUAUGGCAGGUGUCUCUUUGACUAGGCAGUGCGUGUAUGCAUAUCACGGUAUAGG